UGUUUAUGUUUCUAGUUAUAUCUGCGCUUUAUAGAAGGUUUUAUUUCUUGGCUUACCAUUAUAUUCCGCUGAAUAAUAUAAGUUUGCACAUUAAAAUAUAAUUCGUGCUUAGAAGUAGAGGACCCUUAAUAUGCCAUUAACAGCUGAAAACGCGGCAUUGCAAAUUCAGGACCGUUUAAAAGAUUUGCAAAGACUCAUACAUCAAAUUGAUGAAGAACGCAGGCGCUCUGAGGCAAACGUGAACAGUAUACUGCGGGCGCAGCAGUCGAACUUUCCGCCACAGAAAUUAAAAACCCUGUAUAAAACAGGUCUACAAGAUGCUUCGCACGAGGAAAUGACAAUACGGGGAGCUUUAGAAAAAAUACAAGAAAUCCGCAAUAUUCGAAACGAAAGACGUGUUGCUGCCCGUAAUGCUGGUAACAAAGAAGCAAUACGUCGUGGCGCACUAAUGAAAAUGGUUCAAAUUUCUGCGCAAACUUUGCCUCUCUUUGUAAGUAAGCCUGGUGAGAAAGUUCCGCCGUUAUGUGGUGCUACUCCAGCUGAGAGCAAUUAUAUUGCAAAAGUUGGGGAUAACGUUGCAGCCUUAGUGAAAGGUGUCGAAGAUGACGAAAACUGGAUUUUGGCGGAGGUGGUACAAUUUUUACAUCGCCAAAACAAGUAUGAUGUCAUAGAUAUUGAUGAAGAACAAAAGGACCGACAUGUACUAAGCAAGCGAAAGAUUAUACCACUGCCAUUAAUGCGAGCUAACCCGGAAACCGAUGGUCAUGCGCUAUUUCCAAAGGAAACUGUUGUUAUGGCACUUUAUCCUCAGACGACUUGUUUUUACAAAGCUAUAAUUCAUCGUUUACCCCAAACUGCCACAGAAGAUUAUUUGGUCCUAUUUGAAGAUUCUUCCUGUACGAAUGGUUAUGCUGAUCCAUUACCAGUUGCACAGCGAUAUGUUAUUGCAUACAAACCUACAAAGAAGAGCGGUGGUGGUGGAAGCGGUAGCGUUUCUUCGGCUUAAUCAUAAAAACCAAGUUUCAUUUGAGUUAAAAUAUCUUAUUUAUACAAAAUUAAACUUAAACUUAUGUAAUACAUUUCAUAAAUUAACUACUCCUCA
This is a messenger RNA of Anastrepha obliqua, 1102 nucleotides long. RefSeq names its product SAGA-associated factor 29 (gene Sgf29). The record is from RefSeq and is a predicted model, not a curated record. The coding region runs from base 131 to 1006 and encodes 291 amino acids. The transcript has 3 exons. Lineage: Eukaryota; Metazoa; Arthropoda; Insecta; Diptera; Tephritidae. Gene Ontology annotation, cellular component: SAGA complex.